CAAAUUCAAAGUUGUCUUGAAUUGACCGCUUCUGCAAAACCUUGCGAUUUGUCGAGGUGACGCACGAAUCGUUGUACAACAGAUUGACCUUCAAAAGCUCAGUAACCUUCGUCAGUAGACGGUGCUACAUCGUUGGCUUUGACUUAUAGAUUGAACGUGUGUCUUGUAUCGAUGUAGUCCCUUUUCUCGGAAAACUUAUUCAUCUACGUACAUUGAUGUCUAUUAUUUGGCAUAUUUACUUGAUACUGUUCGUCUCCAAUCUUGAUUGUGAAUCUUCCUUUAAUGUGGCACUGAAUGCAAGCGAUCCCGUUGGUUCAACAUUUAAUCAGAGUUUUACUUAUGGUGUGACCAAUACUGCUCCUGAUGCUUCUACUAAUUUUUCUAUUACUGCCACUGCCACCACAAAUUUUACCACUACUACUGAUGGGUUUAAUCAGUCGAGUAAGUUAAGGAUUGUCCACAAUUUCCAAUCCAGACAUAUGUUAUUUUAUGUUGUGCACUGUAUAAUUGCAAUGUGGAGCGAAUAUUUGACAGGACAUUCAAUGAAUUCUGUCAUCAUUCAAAAUUGUUACCUCCGGAAAAUGUCACAAUCACCAAUGUCACAUCUGAUUCCUUCGAUGUUAAUUGGAAUUUACCACGUCUUUAUAAUCGGCUGAAUAAAGUUGUCUACGAAAUAUUGGUAAAUAGUCCACAAAGAUUACCAAUAAUCAUUAAAAAUGUCUCAAAUUGUUUUCAAUUAACAAAAAGGAUUAUAAAUUUAACAUCAUGUUGGUUUUAUAUUAUACAAAUCAAAACACAUGAUAUGUUAUGGAUGAAAUCAAGUGAUUGGUCAAAUCCAGUAUUUACAGCUACAUUAUUACCACAACAUGUCGUUCAAAGUCAUUUUGAAGUAGAAAAUAUGUCUCCAACUAUUAAAAAAGUGAAGUGGAGUAAAUUUACUGUGCCUAAUGAAUGUAUGGCACUUAUUCAAUUAUUACAAAUGAAUGAAAAAACCUUCAUUGAGUUAAUUACCAGUGUGGCAAUAAACGAAACAGAAUAUACAUUCUAUAAUUUGGCACCAUCAACUCAAUAUACGUAUUAUGUGAAAGUGAUUUCACCAUUUGGUAAUUAUUUACGAUAGCAUAUUUCAAUAACUACAAAAACUUUACCUUUGAGUAAGUGUAUUACAUUUGAUAUAUUCAUUUGUAACGCUAAAUAGAAAGGAAAAAAUAUUCUGUAAAUAAUAUUUCACUAUGAGACUGUAAAUUUUUGAUUGGGUACUUAAUGCUUUUUGUUUUAGUUUAUUUCCUACCUUCCACUUUGUCAGGCAGUUGAAAACAUGACUUAAAUUCCAUAUUUCUCUAAAGCCAUUAACUAACCAUAUUUAUUCAUAUUCUUUAAAGUGAUUUUAAAUGAUCCUGUUGAACAUUAACCAGGAAACUUACCGCUAACGCAGUUCUAUUUAUGACUGUAGAAAACCAAUGUACAGAUACUAAUUAGUCUUAUUUGAUUGAAAUGAAUACUCAAAAGUUGAAUGAUUCAUGGAAUACCGUGUUACGACUGAUUUGAAUUUCUAUACAAGAUAUAGAAUAUGAAGUUUCUGAAUUACUAGUCGUCAUUAAUUUCCUGUCGGCACUGGGUUUUAUGAAUGAGCUCAUUUUCAAAAAGUAUUUACACACUGACUAAGUUCUAGAUAUCAAUAACUAUUUACUGCAGGGUUAUCUCUGAAUUCAAAGUUCUUGUUCAGGGGCGUCCUCCACAGUUUUCUUGUUACUCGUGUUUCAAUUAAUAAACAUAGAUAGGUAGUCACUGUUGUCACCGAAUUUCAAGCUACUAAUUAUUAGUUUUGUCUAGAAUGACUUGUCUAGUUUUCCAAGAACGAAGGAGAAAAUGGACAAGAUACUUUUUCUGUUAAGCUAUACUUAAAUUCUGUAUUAUGUCAGAUAUUUUAUUGGCGAACUGUAUUUGUGUAAUGAUGGCUUACAGGUGAACUCGAGGAAGCUCUAAGAAGCUCGGAAAGAGUCAAAGACUUUCUGUCUAAUAAUCUUUUGAAGGAACAUUCCAGAAUCACGACGCUCAGCUACUUUAUUGGACAAAUGCUUAAAACCACUGCACGCGAAUUAGAUGACUAUAAUGAUGAUUUCGUUUUUACUAAGAACUCUAAAUACCUGAGAGUUUUGUACCAUAUUUAGUACUGUUUUGAAUAACAUUUCUUCUCACUCGUCUUCUGUCUUUUCACUUGCGACUCGGAGGGUUCUAGCGUUCUAGUGCUCAAUUUGUACGCGGUAUAUCACGAAUCUAAGCUCUAGAUAUAACAGUUUGAAAAACUAACUUUAAGCAAAGUUGUGAUGCCUUAGUUCCUAAAUUAAACAUUUUUUCUAUGAAAAAAUAAAAAAUAAUUUAUACAAAGGAAAUCUGCACAAGAUGUACACGUGCCAUCUAAGACUGAUCAAAAUUCAGUCAAGAACAUUAACAAUGCAAUAAUAAUACAAACCUUUACAAAUUAUAUUCAUUAAAUAGGUUGUGAUGAAACAUUAGACCUAAUAAAUCAGUUCUCAAUAACAGCAAAAACUAUUCACCAAUCAUCUUGAAAGUAGGUCUAAUUCAAUCCUUUACUUUACCGUUUAGAUUUACAACAGAUAAAACAACUCUAUUCACUUCUGUUUUAUUCUUUUUCCUGAAAUAAGCUAUAAAAUUCCAGUGGAUCAUCCAAAAGGAUCCAAAUUUUAUGUCUACGUACUGGUUUAAUUUUUCAACAAUGUUAGGAUUAGUAUAGUUAAUUUUUCCCGAUGUUGCUUUUCAGCAGUGUAUUUGACCAUUCAUAACACAUUAUUUGAGCAGAUUCAUCAAUAUUGCUUGAGGUUACAAGUUUUCAACAAUCUGUUUACAAAAAGUAUGUACAGAUUUUCUGUUGAUGUGGCAGUCUUAGUAUUUGCUAGGUUUGAAGCUAUUACGAGUUCACUUAGUAUACGAACGGAACAAAGACUUGUGACCGUAGACCGAUAAGCUAGCUGUUUGAUGCGUCCCAGCUCCACCAACUAGAGGAAGAAAUCCAAGCUUGGAGCGGGAAAGUAUAUUCCGUAAGCCAGAAGCACGAGUGAAAACUGUCCUUGGGAUUCGUAGCAAAAAUAGCAUACUAAAAAUACACAACGGACCAAUAGCGUUAAAGAUUCUCACAAGUGGGAAACACGUUAUGAAUGUGAAAAGUGCGCUUUUGGCGCGAAAACAUGGAAACUUAAAUUUCUAAAAUUAUAAAAUUAAGGCAUAUACCAAGUGAGUUCUGGGGAUCUAACAUCUUCAACAGUAUAGAAUCACGCAUUGAUCUCUCUGAUAAAAUGUUUGCGUUAUUUAAUCUUCAUUACAUUUUCUUUCAUUAACUUCCCUAUUCUACAUUCUUUUCUGUUUUGCAUAAUAACGUCUUGAAUUGUGUAAUGAAGUACAUUUUUUAUUUUUUCACAUUAAUUUCAACUAUUGAUAGAAGGUCUACAAUUUGGAUGAAAUAUAAAUAUACAGCAUAUGAAACUGAAUUUAUUCACAAGGAAUUUCAUUAAAUCUGCCCUUAGUUUUUUGAUAAUAAGUUAAUAAGGUAUUUUGGAUUACUUUCGGAUUCAUUUAAUUUUUAGCCUUUCAAAUUAUUUCACUAUUUUACUAAACUGUACACUUAAAAUUUAAUUAAACGUACCAUUUUUCCAAAUCAUUUUAAUAUUAACCUGAUUGUAUUUAUCCGAAACAAUAAGUAGCAAAUUGGGUUAUUUCAGUGUUAGCUCUGUCCGAAAGUGAAGUAUCUGUCUAUCAUAUGAUAUGAUUUGUAUCUUAUUAAUGUAGGGUGAUUCAAACGAAAAUUAAUUUAAAUGUUCAUCAAUACAAUUAUUAAUUUUGGUAAUGAUAUUAUAUAAUUUUUAUGAUGUUGCUGAAGUUAAAUACGACUAUAAUCAAAGCUAAUUAUCAAUAUGGGGCGGUAGAGAUUGUUAGUUUUUAAUUGAGAUCAUGAAUCGAUCCAAGUUUUCAAUGGUGGUCUAACAUUGAUCGGUUCAUGAUCUCAAUUAAAACUCAACAAUCUCCACAACCCCAUACUAAUAAUUAUCAUGUGCUCACUAGCGAUUAGCUUGAAAAUAGAUUUCUUAGAGUUCUAGUGCAAAGCCAUGACCACUGGAGUCCAACCCAUGUCGGGUGGAGACGGUUAUCCACCUCAGACAAUGGAUAAAAGUUUGCACAAGAUUAUGGAUCGAUUGAACUUAUACAUUAAGACCACUGGAUGGCAGCUCAGUGAUUUAUAGGUUAGGCGUUCGCGCCUGGGACUGUAGGUUCUGGGUUAGAAUUCUGCGUGCGGGAUCGUGGAUGCGCACUGCUGAGGAGUCCCAUACUAAGACGAAACAGCCGUUCAAUGGUGGUCUAACAUUGAUCGGUUUGUCAUCUCAACUAAAGGAUUAAUAAAGGUUAGGGAGCAACAUAAUGUUGUAUUUCUUACCCUGGUCUGAAAUUCUUCAAAAGUUGAGAACUAUCAAUCUUUUAAAUUUAUUAGAUCUCUUAACGGGAAUCUAAUGGUUUAUAUGCUUCGACUUUAACUUGUAAAAUAGCUUGGUCGCUGUUCGGCGUCAUCGAUGCAUCACUCCCUCAUAAAGAAAUCACAGAGUCCACCAGUCACCAUUUCAUAUUACGUCUUUGUCGACAUUCGUACCCGACUUAGUUAAUUGAUCGUAUAUAUUUCUCAAGCUAACUGAAAGUUUAAUACAGAUGUAUAUGCAUGUAAAAUUUCCCCACUAGCCACACCAACUUAAAAUUUAAGAUAACUCAAGAUCUGUUUUUUUUGCUGGAUAAAUUCACAUUGUUUAAGGGUAGAUUGCAACUAAAUCGCUUAUGUUGGUUCUAAUUUAAAAUAUGGAUAAUCUCUCUCGCUUGUGCUUGAGAACCAGACCAUUUUUUAGCAUACGCGUGUUAAUAUGAAUAAGCUUGGAUUUUGGUCUAAUGGUUGGUAAAUCCAUUUUAUGCCACUUACACACAUUAUAUUAAGAAUUAUUUAUUGAAUGGUUUACAUUUCUCCGUUACUAAUAUCACUAUUUGAACUCAUCAGUAUUUCUAUGCUGAUGAGUGUUAAAUUAAUCAAGAUACAUCUUAUGAAUUCCAUUUCUAGCUACUUUGAAACAUAACACCAAUAGUUUUACAGUUAGUAAAACUAUAAAUUUGAAACAUUCGUCUGAACUGUAUUGAGUUGUAGAUUACCCUAGUUCUAUUGUUAAGAAAUAAUAAAAGUUAUUACUUUUGAAGUAAACUGGACUCUCGUGGUAAUAUAUAAAAGUUACAAGUUAAAAAAGCACAACAGUGUCCACUUGAACGAAGUGAUACUAAUUUGGUCUGAUUUUGAAAGUAAACAGUAAUGUAUUUAUAGUGAAUGUGAAAUAUCCUAUUGAGUAGAAAAUUGUACUUGCGAUUCUUUGCAACUUAUAAAUUAACACUGAAAAAAUCAAAUCGGUUAUUUAGUACACACCAACGGCUGUAUCAUAUUAAUCUUAUAUCAUUUAGCUUAAUGAUGAUUGUGUGAGAUAUAACGUUGUACGUAUUCCUAUGUGUGUGAAUGGUUGUGAAAAGUAUGAUACUUAUGUGAAUGAGUUAUUUAAUUUCUGUGUGCACUUGUGGGUUCGGUUGUAGUCGGCAUAUACUUUAAAUAAAUAUCAGUUAACGUGAUUUGUUUCGUUUAUAGGAAAUCAAACAAAUGCGGACUCUAUAUUUCUAUCCUGUGAUUAUUUAUAAUUGGUUUUCUUCGUCUGUCUUACAUAUUCUUUAAUUUUUAAUCAAAUUUUGUUUUUUAGUUCAUCUUUUAAACACAAGUAUUCAUACACCAAAACUUAUUCAGAUCUCUAAUAUUACAUCCACUUCGUUCGUGAUCAUUUGGUCAGUUGUGAAAACUAAUGGAAGUCAAUUCAAAACUUCUACUUAUGAAAUCUUGCUUAAUAGUCAAAGACAAUCAUUGUUAUUAAUAAAAAAUAUUUCGAGUGAAUUAUUUAGACAAAAAAUUGAGAAUUUAACUGCUUGCACAAUUUAUACAAUUCAAAUGAGAUUAGUAGUAAAAUUAUCUGAAACAGUAUAUAGUGAAUGGUCAAAGCCACUAACUGCGUUUACUUCAAUCUCGAGUAGGUUCAUAUUGUGAUUAUUAUCAAUAUUUGCUAAGCAUUAGCUGCGUUAACAAAACAAAUAAAAUUGCCUUAGUUCCCUGUUGCUGACUUUUAAAUACACUUCAUUCGGUGUAGUACUGUUUAUAGUCAAUUUAAACGCUAAUAAUCUCGUUGAACAUACUAGUUGAUUCAAUAUACCGUUAUAAGGUGAAAUUUGUUGGAGAAUGAUUUUCAUAGCACAGUAGAAACAAUGCGAACAUGCUUCGAAUGCGGUUCCUUCCCUCCAAAUGCUAGAUGUUGCUUCAGAAUUGGAUUGCAUUAACGUCUAAAUUCAUGAUAUCGAGUAAAGUAGUUGAACGCAUCGACCACCUCAGUUAUUCAACAGACUUAGUUUCGAUUUGCAUUACCACUCAAUUUCUCAUGUAUGACUGUAAAUGGUUGAAACGAAGAUGAAAGGUAUAUUUCAAGUUAGAACAACGUUUUUUCAACGGAAAGAAGGAGGUUCAUUCAAUGCAAACAUUAAAACGGACCUUAGGAACAUUCAUAAUUAUAUUUGAUGUAACAAUACAUGUGGUAAUUUGUAACCAGUUGGAUGAAAACACAAUAUUAAUUCACAAUGAUUCAGUGGCUAUUCUAAUGUAGUGAAAUGACUGAGGGUAGAAAUGAAUUUGUAGUGAAAACACGAUAUAGACAUUAUGUACGAUUACUUUUCCCAGAAUAUUUUACUUCACUAAGCCUCAUAAAUAUCAGACGACUACACAUAACCUGUGACUGGUAAUAAUUACUAUUUAGCUAAUAGUUCAAAUUCUUAUGUACAUUUUUAACCGAAGUAAAAUCACAACGGGAAGAUAACUGAAUAACUCGUACUGGUUGCCUCAAUGUUAGAAUAAGUUUUUCAAUAAGAUUAAUCCAACCAAGUAGCAGUACGGAUCGAAAUCUGUAGCAGAACCACUUCAACCUCAUCGGCCAGCAACCUGAAAUAUUAACUUCUAACUUCGUAUUCAUUCUGUAUCACGUAGGUGCUUAAUCAUCUUAGGUACCAUAAAGAAAAAUUAGAUUCACACCUAUAUCUUAAUACACUUGCAUUUGUGUACAAAUUUAUUUUUCAUGGAAUAAUAAUUGAAUUUCAAAUAAACGGUAAUUUAAAUGAACCCGCCACUGAUUCGUCAAUAACGCAUUGUAUAUAACCAGUUGUAUGAUUAGAAAUGUCAUAAUCAAUAAAAAUAACUGAUUUACCGAACCACACACUCGACUCUUCUCUAAUGAAACAAACAAUCUCUAAUUGUAUUUGUAAACUAGUCAAAUCAAAUAGAUUAGAAUAAUUUAUUCUAAUUGCAUAAUACAGACAAAAGAAGAUGAACAGCAUUAGUGUGCACUUCUUCAAGGUUCAAAAUGUACAUCAUAUUGAAUAUACGUGUAAGUUGGUGCAUAAAUUAUUUCUAGAUUAAAAACAUUAAUCUUUCAUCUCCAUGGUUGCAUAAUUUUAGUAGGCAACUGUUUUUGAAUGAUGCAAAUGUAAAUGGUUAAUCAAAUCAAAGUUUCAAUUGUUCAACAUACAUUUGAAGCAUUGAUUAACGUAUUAAACGGAAGUAUUUGCAUCAGACUUGAAGUGUUUUAAAGGUAGGCGAUUUCUCAACUCGUUUCUUACAAUUCUAUAUAGUAAUUGUAUCAAUGUCCACAAUCAUUAGUCACCAGUUUUAAGAUUUACUUUAAAGAAUGCCAUCGCACCAUUUUGUUUACCACUAAUUGUAUAUUCAAAGUUGAAUCCAUGAGUUGAUUAAAGCUAGACCACUAUGGAAACACUGGACGGCCGUUUCGUUCUAGUAUGGGACUCCUCAGCAAUGCUCAUCCACGAUCCCGCACGCAGGACUCGGACCAAGGACAUUCGGUCUUGCGGGCGACCAAUCGAUUCAUGAAUUCAACUAUUAAAAAUUAUUUGAGCGAACAAUUGUUUUCAAUAACUUCAUCAUCAGGCUCUACAGUUAUAAGUCCAUAAUUAUAAUAUUUUACAAAGGCCAAAAAUAAGGCAUGUUUUAAUGAGUUUGACAAUGUUAUGUGUUAAAAAAUGGUGAGCGUUUGCAUCUGUUACGAUAUAUAUAUAUACUUCAAAAAAUUGUAAUAUUUGCAAAUUAGAAAGGUCAUUCAAUAAAGGUCAGUAAAUUGUUCAGUCACAAUAAGAUAAUAUAAUAGUACUAUUGCAAAAUUGAAAAUAAUUUUGUCAACUGAGAUAAUAAUAAUAAUAUUGUUGUGUGAAUAUAAUAUGUAAUAAGGGGGGUGUUAUCAAGGUAAUUACGGUCAACAAAUUGGGAAUGAUGGAUAUGAAGAUUAAGAUAUAGAUAAUGACAAAUAAUGAUAAUAAGGAAAAUAAAUAAAAUGAAGGAAGGAAGGGGUAAGAGGUUUAGAAUAUUCAGUCUAGGUAUUUGGUGAUCCAGUCGUAGGCCAGGGUAAACAUAGGGGCUGGAUAUAUUUUUUCUGGAUGCAUAAAUUAGGUCUUCUGGAGUUGAUCCAGAUGGCUUCGGCUGUGUAAAGUAGUCGUAAUCUAGCUCCUUGAGGUAGAUGUUUUGGAACUUGAUAUAA
This is a messenger RNA of Schistosoma haematobium, 8666 nucleotides long. RefSeq lists its product as uncharacterized. Lineage: Eukaryota; Metazoa; Platyhelminthes; Trematoda; Strigeidida; Schistosomatidae. The transcript has 6 exons. The record is from RefSeq and is a predicted model, not a curated record. The coding region runs from base 216 to 656 and encodes 146 amino acids. Gene Ontology annotation, molecular function: protein binding.